GUUGUCUAACUGUUAGUUAAAGGUACGUUUUAUGAAUUUAAUUCUCAAGUUAAAUUAAGGCAGAAAAUCAUCAAUAGCAAUAAACCGUCGAACAUUGAAUAAAGUGAUUACAAACCUUAGAAACUAAUACGUUUUAGGUCUGUGCGCUUCAGAUCGUGUUAACGAAAUUUAACAUUAAGUAAACGCUGCCUGCAGUACCUGGCCAAAAAGACUAUGAGAUAACAAAACUACAUAGGUCAGUGCAAAAAGAUCAUUCACCACCACAGUCCACCACUAUUAUUACUAACCAAAACAAUAAGUCAUUGAAAAUGCUGUGUUGUGUGAGCUGCAAAAUUACUGCUGAUGUCUCUGAAUCCACGGGGAUUACAUUUCACGAUCACUUCUUUGUCCACGGAACUUGUGACAAAUCAUGAAAAUGGAGACCAAUCAACUGAUAUAACUGAAGAACUAGAUAUAGUAACAUUCGAAAACAAUUCUGAUAUCAAAUCUUUUACAAAUCACGAAAAUGAAGAGCAACCAACUGAUACAGAUGAAGAGUUAGAUGUAUUAACUUUCGAAAACAGUUCUGAUAUGAAAUCUUUUAUUUGUAUGUUAUGCGAUUAUAAAUGUGCAAAUGAAAGUCAAUUAAUGAGGCAUGUGAACACCCACACUGGUGAGACAUCUUUUGCUUGUGAGCUAUGCAAUUAUAAAUGCAAAAGGCAUAGUACUCUUGUGAAUCAUGUGAAAAAUCACAAUGUAGAAAAACUUUUCGCUUGUGAGUUAUGCAACUAUAAAAGCAAAAGCCAUAGUAGUUUUACAAACCAUAUGAGAACUCACACGGGAGAGAAACCAUUUGUUUGUAAGAUUUGCAACUAUAAAUUCACCGAGCAUAGUAAUUUAGUAAAGCACAUGAGGACACACACUGGCGUAAAACCUUUUGUUUGUAAAUUAUGCGGUCAUAAAUUUGCAGUAAAAAUUAAUUUAGUGAACCACAUGCGGACUCACACCGGCGAGAAGCCUUUUGCUUGUGAGUUAUGCAAGUAUAAAUCUAAAGAAAAAAGUGGUCUAGUGAGGCAUAUGAGUACUCACUCAAAUAGUAUAAAACCUUUUUGUUGCAAGUUUUGCAAUCAUAAGUGUGCAACAAAUUAUAGGUUAGUGGUGCAUAUGAAAACUCACACUGGUGAUAAACCUUUUGCUUGUAAGUUAUGUCAGCACAAAUUUGUAAAUAAAAGAGACUUAGUGAAGCACAUGCAAACUAAAUCCCAUAAAAAUGAUUCGGAAAAGUUUGUUUAGAGGUGAACAUACGCAGGUUAUGCUGCACUGCACAGUUUGCGUUUAGUUUUCAUAAGUCGAGUUUGAACUUAUUGAAAUGACAACUUCUCAAGCGCAUUGGGUUAUUUCGGUAUGGGUAAAAACUUCAAGGUCGCGUCACCCCACAUCCUUUAAUAGUGCUCGGCACCGACAGAUGUAAAAACAACUAUUGUUAGUGGUUUUAAUUUACAAAUUCUGAAAAUUUUAUUUUUUGAUACUACCUACAAUCAAUUUAAAAAUCCGAAAACGUUCACUGUUAUUACAUAUUUAGAUUUCUGUCGGUAUCCCCUACUGACUGCCAGUACUCAUUCUGAGCACAACUAAAUUUUAGAGUAUUCGCAUCCUCUUCUUACUAAUGUAAUAUGAAAAGGACAGACAGUUCAAACCGCGUGACUUUAAGUGCUAGUCGCGAGCCUACAAUCCGACAAGGUUCUUUUAGCACAUGAGUGAGGGCGCUAUUGUAGCUUUAUGCCGACACAGCGAACUAUCAACAAGUGCACUGUUAAAGAUGGCGGCUUUAGUUCCGAUUUUGGCCACGCGCCAGAAGAGUCUUGUCGGACUGUAUUGAAGCUAUAUUAAAAAGAUGCAGAUACUUUAAAUUCAGAUUUAUUUUCGAGAAAUAACGGAAUCGCCUAAUGAUAAUAUUUAGGUAUCGUCAUAUACCAUUUUUUUUAAUUUUCCAAAGUAGUAAUAAAGUAUAGUAAAUAGACUAGAAUGUUGAAUGUAAAAGAAAUUAUUACACGUAAUAGUUUUGUGUUAAAAUCGGCAACAAUUGAUUUUAGUUAAGCAACAAUCAGAUGCGUGAGAGUGUAAGCUGUGGGAAAUGUGUGUUGUAAGCAAAAGCAUAUAACACAAUCGAAGAUUAUGUAAAUGA
This is a messenger RNA of Maniola jurtina (meadow brown), 2164 nucleotides long. RefSeq names its product gastrula zinc finger protein XlCGF8.2DB-like. Gene Ontology annotation, molecular function: RNA polymerase II cis-regulatory region sequence-specific DNA binding; DNA-binding transcription activator activity, RNA polymerase II-specific. The transcript is spliced from 2 exons. The record is from RefSeq and is a predicted model, not a curated record. Gene Ontology annotation, cellular component: nucleus. Bases 343 to 1272 code for a protein of 309 amino acids. Gene Ontology annotation, biological process: regulation of transcription by RNA polymerase II. NCBI's taxonomy places the organism in Eukaryota, Metazoa, Arthropoda, Insecta, Lepidoptera, Nymphalidae.